Molecule: messenger RNA, 471 nt
Organism: Didymodactylos carnosus
Lineage: Eukaryota; Metazoa; Rotifera; Eurotatoria; Philodinida; Philodinidae
Source: the annotation of a GenBank genome assembly
AUGCCCACAGCCAAGCAUUGUGAAACAAUUCAUGCUCGAUUUGAGAUUAUCUGGAAAUUUUUAGAAGAUAAGGUUCUUCAUCCGGAUAAAUAUUUGAAAGGAAUCAAACAAGUAAAUAUUCUUGAACAAACGGUAACUCCAGUUGGUCUUAUAGUUGAGAGAGAAAUUUUGUUCGACGAUCCAACAUUUGAAAACAUCAAAGAGCUAAUUAUAUCGGAUAAAGUCUCAGGACAAGUUGUCUACCGUCUCAAAGAUAAUCCAAAAUUUGAAGGUGAAACGGUGAAUGUUUGUCGUCCCACAAAUGUGGUUUAUUUAUCUCAAUUAGAAUACAGUUUAAAUUGGAAAUUAAAAGAUGUAGCAAAACAGGAAACAGAUGCUGAAGAAGAAAUUGGACGAAAAGCGUUACAGUUGGCUUUUGAAGAAAUGAAAGCUGUUUCAGAGAAAGCCGAACGUGAACAAUACCCCACAUGA